Messenger RNA from Rotaria sp. Silwood1, 441 nucleotides. Lineage: Eukaryota; Metazoa; Rotifera; Eurotatoria; Philodinida; Philodinidae. The record is from the annotation of a GenBank genome assembly.
AUGGCCAACAAUUCUGAUGAAAUGCGUCAAUAUCGUGAAGCUUUUUCACUUUUUGAUAAAGAUCAUGACGAUAUAAUUGCACCACAAGAACUCGGUAUUGUUCUUCGUUCAUGUGGUUUAUCACCAUCAGAAGCUGAUUUACAAAAAAUUCAACAACAAGUUGGUCGAAAAAUAGAUUUCGAUACAUUUGUUCGAGUUGCACAAAAUUUUAAAACAAAUAAUAGUGAAACAGAAGAUGAUAUACGUGAAGCAUUUCGUGUAUUUGAUAAAGAUGGAACUGGUUAUGUAAGUGUUGCUGAACUUAAACAUGCUAUGAUAUCAUUAGGUGAAAGACUUACUGAAGAAGAAGUUGAUGAAUUAACACGUGAAGCUGAUAUUGAUGCUGAUGGAAGAUGUAAUUGUGAAGAUCUGGUACGAAUUUUAACAAAUAAGCAACGUUAA